AUGAACUUCCUUUUUGUUUUGAUAAUUUUCAUAGCUCUAUUUCCGUCGCGUACGAAUUCUAUUCGCUGUUAUAAAUGCGAUGCUACAAACGAAUGCAGAACAAUAAAGAGUGGCUCAUCAUUCAAAAACUAUGAUUAUUUAUCUGAUAACGUGGAAAUAAUAGAUUGUGAAUAUUAUUGUUGGAAAUCAGUUUCACUCGGAAAUGUAUAUCGAGGUUGUGCAAAAAAACGUUGUUCAGUUUCGCAUACAAUUGGAGAAUUUUCAAGUAGUGUCUGUUGUCAAGCCGAUUAUUGCAAUGCAUCUAGAAGAGUUUUCUUAUCGAAAUUGCUUUUUAUAACAUUGAUUUUAUCAAAUUUAUUUCGUUAG
Rotaria socialis is the source of this 366-nucleotide messenger RNA. The record is from the annotation of a GenBank genome assembly. NCBI's taxonomy places the organism in Eukaryota, Metazoa, Rotifera, Eurotatoria, Philodinida, Philodinidae.